AUGACCUCUGACAAAGGCAAAGGGAAGGCCAUCACCCCCUCCAAUAAAGAUGAGAAAGAAAACACCCGACCAAAUGAAGAUGAUGGAACGCAGGAAAAGAGCAGUUUUGCAAGCCGAUUAGGCAGCUCAGCCGCGCAGUUGUCACGCUCCCUCUUUGCCGGCGGACCAGAAGCUACGGACAUUAGUCGACUGGCAUCGUCCACAAGCAGCAAGGGUGGCGCCUCGGGGGCUACAGCUCCUCCAGUUUCGGGCGAAAGCACGUCUACUGCCCCAAACCUACAUCAUGCUUCUAGCAACACCAAUCAACCUGUUUUCCGGACACGGGACUUUAAUGAAGUCGAUGAGCAUGCCAGCCGCGCCGAAGCAGAAUUUUCGACAUUUUUGGACGGGACAAGUGUGACUGUACCAUCUGAAUCGGGAAACCUGGAGGCUUCAUGGACUCCGAUCAUACCAUCCGAGCCUAUAGACAGUCGCGAUGCAAACUCCGGGUUUUCCAUGUAUAGCGGUUCAAUCGCUGAGCAAGAGGCUCAUGAUGGAGCGCAAGUGGUGGAUCUCCUUUCACAAGAUGAAGUAUAUGAGAUGGACGCCGAUUUCGAACCACAACCGUCCAGAGAAGACAUGGCUAAGUUACGGCGGGCACUUUUCGGGGACGAUUCCUCUGGCAACGAGACCUUGCUGCAGACGUGGGACAGCGUUCUCAACUUCAUACCUGAUUUUGUCCGACCCGAUCCAGGUGCGGCGCCUGGUGCCGUGAAUCAGUUCAAAUCGACAGAAUCACAGGCUGUGCUUGGAGUAACACAUGGUCCCGAAGCAGAGAGCCUAUGGGUGGAACAGUGGAUGGACGUCCUUACAAGGUAUAACGACGAAGUCUGGGGUGAUCUGGGCAGCCUUGUCGAACAAGCCAAACAGGAGCUAAAGCAGCUUGAUGAUGCAAAACCCGAGAAUGGAAAUCCUGCCCCUAAAGCUAUUCGGAGGUUACAGCAGAUAUUGGGCCACGUGCGUACAGCCAAACUGUAG
Pyricularia grisea is the source of this 1017-nucleotide messenger RNA. RefSeq lists its product as uncharacterized. The coding region runs from base 1 to 1017 and encodes 338 amino acids. NCBI's taxonomy places the organism in Eukaryota, Fungi, Ascomycota, Sordariomycetes, Magnaporthales, Pyriculariaceae. The transcript has a single exon. The record is from RefSeq and is a predicted model, not a curated record.